UAGUACACUAUAUGAAACCUACAGUAGGUGUUUGAGGAUUCGACGCGCUUCUGAAACACAGUGGAGCUUCGCUUACGUUUAAUUGUGUAUUCUUAAUUAUUCUAAAAUAAUAUAUAGAAAUAAAAAAUGGACGAUCAGGGCUGCCCGAGAUGCAAGACAACAAAAUAUAGAAACCCGUCUUUAAAGCUGAUGGUGAAUGUUUGCGGACACACACUGUGUGAGAACUGUGUGGAGAUGUUGUUUGUGCGAGGUUCAGGCAACUGUGUUCAGUGUGACACUCCGCUCAGGAAGAGCAACUUCCGCCUGCAACUCUUCGAAGAUCCUGCUGUGGACAAAGAGGUUGAGAUCCGCAAGAAAGUGCUCAAAUUAUAUAAUAAGCGUGAUUUGGACUUUCCUAGUCUGAGGGAGUAUAACGACUAUCUGGAGCAGGUGGAGGAAAUCGUGUUUAACCUGACGAAUAAUGUGGACGUGGAGAACACCAAGCAGAUGAUGGAGCAGUACCAAAGAGACAACAGAGACAUCAUCCAGAGAAACAAGGCCAAACUGACGAGGGAGCAGGAGGAGCUGGAGGAGAUCUUGUUGAUGGAACAGCAGGAUCUGGAGAUAAAGAGGCUGGAGAACUUGCAGGAGGAACAGAGGCACUUGUACACCAAGAGGAAAAACAAACAGGCCCUGUUAGAUGAGCUGGAGAACUCCAAUUUGCCUGCUUGCCUUCUCUUGGCACAGCAUAAAGAGCGAGCAGCUCAGCUGGAUACUCAGAUCGAGAAACAGAAACAAAACGUCAAACCAGCCACCAUCUUCUCUACAGGCAUACUGAUGGGUCAAACAGUGUCACUGGCUCCAGUUGCUCGUAUGGAGGAGGUUUUGUAUCAGUAUCACCCUCUUCAAAUCAAAACGUAUGGCCCUGUGGUGCCUGAACUGGAACAGCUGGCAAGACAGGGCUAUCUGAAUCAUGUAAGAGCGGCGACUCAGCAGGAUUUAGCGGGUGGCUAUACAUCAGGUCUGGCGUGUCACAGAGCCAUACAGGACGCCUUCAGUGGUCUGUUCCCCUUUGUAUAAACGUGUGUUUCUUUCUCUCUCUCUCUCUCUCUCUCUCUCUCUCUCUCUCACACUCACACUCACACUUACACACACAAAACUAUACCCGUGUUUGUAUGAGUGCAUGGAGGACAGAUGACUGUACCUCUGAUGAUGUUCCUGGUUGUUUGUGAUUAAAACCCCACAGGAUGAGCAGAGCUCCGGAUAAGGUGAAAAUGUCAGGUUACCCUCAUACAGAAUAUUUACUAUACACACAGGGCUAAUUCUGUGUGUGUGUGUGUGUGUGUGUGUGUGUGUGUGUGUGUGUGUGUGUGUGUGUGUACACGAGUUAGGUAAAUAUCUCGCACCGGAUAGAGACACAUACUGCCUCCUUCAUGCUUGUAAUAUUUUGUAAACAGUAGAUUACUCAUUGCUGUGGGUUAGUUUUGAACUUGUACAGCUAUUUUUCUAAAUGUUUUUUUUUGUGAAAUUGGUUUAAAUAAUAAAAGUAUUAUAAAAUAA
This is a messenger RNA of Silurus meridionalis, 1539 nucleotides long. It is a transcript of the gene mnat1, whose product is annotated as MNAT1 component of CDK activating kinase. Gene Ontology annotation, cellular component: transcription factor TFIIH holo complex. Gene Ontology annotation, biological process: regulation of transcription by RNA polymerase II; positive regulation of cyclin-dependent protein serine/threonine kinase activity; nucleotide-excision repair. NCBI's taxonomy places the organism in Eukaryota, Metazoa, Chordata, Actinopteri, Siluriformes, Siluridae. Gene Ontology annotation, molecular function: cyclin-dependent protein serine/threonine kinase activator activity. The transcript is spliced from 8 exons. The record is from RefSeq and is a predicted model, not a curated record. Bases 127 to 1059 code for a protein of 310 amino acids.